Messenger RNA from Patiria miniata (bat star), 2150 nucleotides. Its product is annotated as vesicle-trafficking protein SEC22a-like. Bases 126 to 1070 code for a protein of 314 amino acids. NCBI's taxonomy places the organism in Eukaryota, Metazoa, Echinodermata, Asteroidea, Valvatida, Asterinidae. Gene Ontology annotation, molecular function: SNAP receptor activity. Gene Ontology annotation, cellular component: SNARE complex; Golgi membrane; ER to Golgi transport vesicle membrane. The record is from RefSeq and is a predicted model, not a curated record. The transcript has 5 exons. Gene Ontology annotation, biological process: vesicle fusion with Golgi apparatus; retrograde vesicle-mediated transport, Golgi to endoplasmic reticulum; endoplasmic reticulum to Golgi vesicle-mediated transport.
GAUGUUCUCAUCGACCAGCAAGCCAAGUUAGCUGACCUCAGCAUCUACUCCAAAGUGCCCACUAAGCCAGGUCUUGCCACGCCCCUUCUUACGCACCCAUCCUUCAACAAACCCGCGUCUCCACCAUGGUUCAGUUUGCCAUGAUCACGCGUCUGAAGGACGGUCUCCCGUUAUCAGCCACCACCGACCACGAGCCGAGCGAGGCAGUUCUAACAAGCAAGAAAUAUGCCAAGCUCAUUUCCAAGAGAGCUUCCCGUUUUCCCGACCGAUGCUCAUUAUUCACAGGCAGCCACUGGCUACACCUUAUUUCAUCUCUGGGCGUCUGUUUCAUCAUGAUGUGCGAGGAGAACUACCCUACAGUCUUGGCAUUCUGUUUCUUGGAUGAGAUUCAGCGAAGCUUCAUUUCGACGUACGACGGCAAACGAGUGGCAAACUGCCGACGACCUUACGCCCUCAUUGAAUUCGAUACCGUAAUCAAGAAAACCAAGCAACGUUUUAACAACACACGGACGCUACAGACCAAGAUCAACCUGACCAACAUGUCGCAGGAGGUUAAGCUCCGCCCCCCACAUCGCAUCACCAUCGAGGAACUCGGCCCGUUACCCGGCGAUAAUCAUGCGCAAGAACGGAACGGGGUAGGGGCUCAUGUGUAUCGCCCUCCCGCCGCCAACCAUGAGCAGUUUAUCCCCUUGAAUUGGCUCGGCAAGCUGGCCUUGUCUCUGUGUCUUCUCUGCUGUGUUCUCAACUUGAUACGAAUCGGGAGAAUUAUAAACGCUGGACCCAUGAUACUAGACGAUGCUAUCCACUACACAGCCACAUCAGCGGGUCUCUUCCUUGCCUCCAGUCUUCUAGGACUCCUCCAAUGUUUCCUUCUUGUCUACCGAACCUCUUGGAGGACCUCAAAGAACCUCCUGGCCCUACUCUGCCUAGCAUCCGUGGAGGGAUACCUCUUUCUUCACGCUUACCGCUACGGUCUGACAUCCAUCUUCACCGUCCUGGCCGCUGUGCUAGCUGCAUGGAGGAUCCAUACGCGGACCGUGCCGCCCAAGUUACCAGACUAUACUGUUUGAUGAGGUGCUCGCGCAAACAUCACACAAACAUUUGAGAACAACUCAGCGUGAAUUUUUCAACAAACUCUACUGUGCUGCAGCAGAUAUACUCGUCAUUCCUGUGCAAAUUGACAAAGUUUUCAGUAAAAUGCUCAAAUGCAAGAUUGUAGAGGUAUGAAGUAGAAAGCAAAAGCUGAGGUUUUAUACGUCCCCCCCCCCCCAAAGAAAAUAGUUGGCUUGAGGUUUUGCACCUUCUUUUGGCAGUUACUGACAGGCAUUAAGUCAUUGUUGCAUUGUUGAUGCCCGACAUUGAGUAAAACUGUCCUUGGUCGGUUGCCUGGUAACUAAGCAAUGUUUUGUAACCAUGGUGAACAGCAGCCAAUAAGAUCCAUUGGAUGUUAAAACCAAUGAACUUUACUUUGUCUUCAAAGGAAAGUUAAUUGUUUUUGGAAGGGGGAUAUAUACUCCAUUGGCCAAUCCAUUUUUCCAGUUACUGUGUCACAUAUUUGUAUACAUAUAGAAGUAUUGACCAUUAAGCACAAAUUGUAAAUAGGCAACUUUAAUUGGACCACCUUAUUAAGAUUUCACAGCAAGAAAUGUAAACCUUUUUUAACACUUUAUUGUACCUGUUAAUUCUUAUAUUUGUAUACAUGUACAUGUUUACCAACCUAACCCAUCCUCUUAAAAUAAACACUUGUUGUCUGGAGCUUGGUGUGCUAAAACCAGGUAAAACUCUACGAAAGGGUAAAAUAAUGAUACUUUACUAAUUGAAAAGUUAUGUACUAUUACGAAUGGUGCUAAACCUUUUUAAAAUAGUAUAAAUACAGAUUUUGUAAAAUUGACAAACGUCCUGGCAGUAUUGUAAGGUCUACAGUAGUAUGCUGUAUAACAAGUUCUUAAUAUGUAACUAAACUAGGGUAAUGACUAAUGAAAAUAAAACAACAUUCUCUAGGCUAAUUAAUCAUUUAUUCCAGUUUUGGAAAAGUUUUAUCAAAAAUCUGAAACUCAUCUUAAUUCAAGCAGAAAUGUUAGUUUUAUUGUAUUUAUUGAGUAAGGAUUAAAUUUACAGAUAUAUUUUUGUCUUUAUGUAAGACUAAAAGA